AUGGUGCACUUAUCAACCAGAAAUGUGCAGGCCAUUAACAUGUUCUUCUCUUCUUGGGCCUUACUCUUAUUGGCCUCAGGGGUUAUGCUCAAUAACUGGGUUAUAAUAAAUUCUGAAACAAAAACAAACAAGAAAAGCCACAGUCCAUGGAUGACCACUACUAUUUGGCCAAAAGGUGACCUGGAAGUGGUCAGGAUAAUGAUGAUGAUAGUGCUCGGCUCAGCCUGCUUCCAAAAUUUCUUCCUGGGUUUGCAAUUCACCUAUAUGAUUCCUCAAACUAAAUAUGUCUACUUCAUGUCUGUAUUCCUCAGUUUCUCCAUAGGUACCCUUCUGCUCUCUUCGCUCCUACUGUAUCAGCAAAAGCUAAAGCAAGGUCAGUCCGUAUACUACUUUAGUUAUAAGAUCACCUGGAUCAUUUUCACUGCCUACCUUAGUGUCUCCUUCAUUUUUUGCUCUGGAAUCUUCUCUUUCCUAGAGUACAAGCAAUCUGUGAAUACUUGCACUUGCCAGACCACCAUCACAAAUUCUGCCAGAGAAAGUCAAGAUACACAGCAAUCUGAUAGUUCUAACCAAGUCAUUCCGUUACCAGAACAAAUCUCAAUUCCUCGUAGCAUCGUCCAUAUGAACACUGAAGAUUCAAAGGAAGGUUUUCCAAAGGCAUCACAAAUCCAGAAACGCCGUGUCACCUGGGCUCUAUGA
This is a messenger RNA of Molossus molossus (Pallas's mastiff bat), 699 nucleotides long. RefSeq names its product transmembrane protein 225 (gene TMEM225). Gene Ontology annotation, biological process: negative regulation of phosphatase activity. NCBI's taxonomy places the organism in Eukaryota, Metazoa, Chordata, Mammalia, Chiroptera, Molossidae. The transcript has 4 exons. The coding region runs from base 1 to 699 and encodes 232 amino acids. The record is from RefSeq and is a predicted model, not a curated record.